Messenger RNA from Fraxinus pennsylvanica, 513 nucleotides. Lineage: Eukaryota; Viridiplantae; Streptophyta; Magnoliopsida; Lamiales; Oleaceae. The record is from the annotation of a GenBank genome assembly.
AUGCAAGAAACCCAAAAUUUUUGGAUAGAUCUGCGCGUGGGAUUGCAAAUGCCAAUCUCGAUGAGCUUUCGCCGGAAAAGACUGUACAUGGAGUCCUCUUUACUUGCAAGUACAGCCACUGGCCGGAAAAGAGAGAUCGCAGAGUUGAUUCAUGGCCGGAAAUUUGCGCAGCAGCUUCAAGUUUUGUUGCACAAAUCCCCGGAAACUGAUGAUAUUGACAGCAGCGGAAUGACGUCUGCUCAGAUUCUGUUCCGGCGGUUGAUUCUCUUUGUUUGGAUGGCCACCGGAAGUCUGAAGAUCCUGGCGAGAGUUGUAAGACUUCUGUACAAAAAGGAUCGGAGAGGAUGCUACAAAAGAAGAACUUCUGAGACGUGCACCAAAGAGACCUCUACUUGGAUUGAUGAUGUCCAUGCACGGAAGAAGUAUGGACAAAAAUCCAUACUCAAUUCCCCACAUCCAAGAUCCAGGCCAGACUUGAGCUCUAGGGUUAUUGUCAUUACCGGAAUUUUGUAA